ACGUAACAACAUCAUAUUUUUGAAAUUUGAAAAAUCAAUUCAAGUUGAUUUCAUCAUAUUCUUUCAAAAAAUAAAUACUUCUCCCAAAAAGUUCAUAAUUUCAGAUUUAAAUAAACAAAUCAAGCUCAUUCAAUCAAAAUCUCCUAGAAAUUUUCUUCUCUGAUCGUUCCUACUCUGUUCAUCAUGAACAUAUCGAUUCUCUUGAGACAUUUUAGAGUUUGACAAAGUAAAAUCGUUUAUAAAAGUUACAAAAGUGAUGAAAUUAUUGUUAGCGAAAGUAUUUCAUAUAUGAGGUUGAUUUUCGCCAUAGCAUCAGAGUUAGAUAUUGAUGAAUCAAAGAAAAAAAAAUUAAUAUCUGAUACAUAGUUGAAAAAAAUACUCAUAUCUUUAAAUACGUUUCAUUAUCUAAUGCAUUUCUCAAAACAUUAAAUUUAUUAUAUCCAAAGAAUAAUAUGAUAAUUUUAUCAUAUUACCCUGUGAAUAUAAUAAAUUUAAUAUUUUAGAAAAUAUAUUAGAUAAUAAAUCGUAUUUAAUACUAAAUAUAAAAUGUAUAAAAUUAGCUAAAUUAUUCAUUAAUUUUGUAUAUUAAAUAAAUAUUAUUGGAUAUCUAAAAUGAACAGAUGGACAAAUAAAAAUAGAGGGAUGAAGUAAUUAAAAAAAAAAAAAAUCAUAAAAGAAAGCAACAAAAACCUAAGGAUAUAUAUAACUAGUGAACAAAUUUUACAAAAAUACAGCCGCCAAAGCUGUAACCACGUUCACCUAUUGACACCAUUAACUGAAUUUCAAGAUUUGGCUUCAAAAAGCAAUUUUAAUUAGGAUUGCUUGACUUCUCGGAAUAUCUUUUCAGCAGGGGGAGCUAAUUAGCUAAGUUAAUUGGCUCUCUCUGCUUUUUGUCGAAUUCGAGUCACUUCAUUCGUCGAAAGAACCUUAUUGUCAUUUACAUCCUCUUUUCCAAAGGUUCUUUAGCCAAUUUAUUAUGGCAACCUUGUCACAUUUUUGUGGGAUUAAAUCUCCCUACCCAACUUUAUUCCUAAGAAGCGUGCAUUUCCCACAGCUUGAUUUUGUGGCUAUUGUCCCCUUUGCUUCUACACCAAGUAAAUCUUUGAAGGCUUCUUGUUUUGAAAGAGUGCAUAGAGUGAUAUGUAAAGCACAAGCAGCCGAUGUAGUUAAUCCCAAAGAGCCCAAGAAUGAAUCUUUUGGGGAGGUUCCCGGUGAAUUAACCUGCGUUAUGAAGUUUGGUGGUUCAUCAGUAGCAUCAGCCGAAAGAAUGAGAGAAGUAGCUGAUCUUAUUCUUAGCUUUCCGGAAGAGAGACCUGUUAUUGUUCUCUCCGCAAUGGGAAAGACAACAAACAACCUUUUGUUGGCUGGUGAAAAGGCUGAGAGCUGUGGUGUUUCCAAUGUUUCCGAUAUGAAAGAAUUGGCUUAUGUAAAAGAGCUCCAUCUUAGGACAAUAGACGAACUUGGAAUAGAGAGUUCUACCAUUUCAAAGCAUCUACUUGAACUGGAACAACUUUUGAAUGGAAUUGCUUUGAUGAAAGAGUUGACUCCACGAGCAAGGGAUUACUUGGUCUCCUUUGGAGAGUGCAUGUCCACAAGAAUAUUUGCCGCAUAUUUGAAUAAACGUGGUGUAAAAGCCCGCCAAUAUGAUGCAUUUGAGAUGGGUAUUAUAACUACUGAUGAUUUUACUAAUGCGGAUAUAUUGGAAGCAACUUAUCCUGCUGUUGCAAAGAGAUUAACUGGUGAUUGGAUGAGUGAUCCUGCGAUCCCUAUUGUCACUGGGUUUCUUGGAAAGGGUUGGAGGACUUGUGCUAUCACUACACUAGGUAGGGGUGGUAGUGACUUGACUGCAACGACAAUUGGAAAAGCAUUAGGAUUACGUGAAAUUCAGGUCUGGAAGGAUGUUGAUGGUGUCUUGACAUGUGAUCCCAACAUAUAUCCACGGGCAGAGACCGUGCCAUAUCUAACUUUUGACGAGGCAGCUGAACUUGCAUACUUCGGCGCACAGGUCCUUCAUCCACAGUCCAUGCGGCCUGCUAGAGAGGGUGAUAUUCCUGUUAGGGUUAAAAACUCGUAUAAUCCUAAAGCUCCCGGUACCGUUAUUGUUAAAACAAGAGAUAUGAGUAAGGCGGUACUUACAAGUAUUGUUCUGAAACGAAAUGUAACCAUGUUGGAUAUCGCUAGUACCCGUAUGCUUGGUCAAUUUGGCUUCCUUGCAAAGGUUUUCUCCAUCUUUGAAGAUUUAGGGAUAUCUGUUGAUGUCGUUGCGACAAGUGAAGUUAGUAUUUCCUUGACGUUGGACCCAUCAAAACUUUGGAGCAGAGAACUAAUUCAACAGGAGCUUGAUCACGUUGUAGAAGAACUAGAGAAAAUUGCAGUUGUGAAUCUACUUCAAAACCGAGCAAUCAUCUCUCUGAUUGGGAACGUCCAGAGGUCGUCGUUGAUUCUGGAAAAGGCUUUCCACGUUAUGCGUACCAAUGGGGUCAAUGUUCAAAUGAUCUCUCAAGGUGCAUCCAAGGUCAAUAUCUCGUUGAUAGUAAAUGACGAUGAAGCGGAACAAUGUGUAAGGGCUCUCCACGAAUCCUUCUUUGAGAGUGAUCUUUCUGAACUAGGCUGGGAAAAUCGAUCAGGAAAUGGCUACGUUACUACUCCCUUGUCCACGACGUCCAAUUGAUCUCCUCCGGUUUCUCCCUCGGGUGAUUGUUCUUUCCAAUAAAUUUUGUCGAGGUCAUCAACGGAAUUUUAGCAGUAAUAUUUUUGAGGGUUGUGGGUGCAGUUUGUCCUUUCAACUUCAUCUUUUGUAGCAAGUAGUCACAUUUUGUAAUCCAAGUUACCUUCAUUAGUAUAUAUUUUAAUGGAACGAAAUUACUUUACGUUGCAA
Capsicum annuum is the source of this 2878-nucleotide messenger RNA. RefSeq names its product aspartokinase 2, chloroplastic. Lineage: Eukaryota; Viridiplantae; Streptophyta; Magnoliopsida; Solanales; Solanaceae. The record is from RefSeq and is a predicted model, not a curated record. Gene Ontology annotation, molecular function: aspartate kinase activity. Gene Ontology annotation, biological process: amino acid biosynthetic process. Gene Ontology annotation, cellular component: chloroplast stroma. The transcript is spliced from 14 exons. The coding region runs from base 977 to 2671 and encodes 564 amino acids.